CGGAACGGCAACAGCGGGGUAUCUAGUGGCGGCCUUCUUCGUUGCACGCUUUUCCGAGGUACUUUUGCUUGGACGAAGAAGAAGGAGAUACUGCGCAUGCGAGCGUUCUCAAAGCACUAAAAAGGCACGAGUAGAACCAGAAGAGAUAUUUCGAGACGUGCUGCCUCAUUCCGGUAUUCAAUCCCAGUUGAAACCAUCGCAGCUCAAGCAAUGGCCACGUAUGUGACCGUCAUCCUAACGCUGGCGGUUCUCUUCGUGAAUGUGAACGCUAAGUGCGAUGAGAAGACUGUUCCCAAUCUUAUGGGGGGCAAGAUCCCAGAGGGAAAGGCCGGUGAUAAGCCCCAGGAGCUCCAAUGCAACAAUGGCUUCAUGUUGGAAGGGGCACAUGAAAAAGUUAUCCGAUGUGGCCAUGAUGACAAGUGGGACAUUCCUACUGAUAAAAUCAAGUGCAAGGGCUGUUUGACCACUGCUACGGCGGCUGACACGUGGAAAGAAGGAGACUUGCCGUACAGUGUGGCACUCGAUCCACCACCAUCCACAACCGAGGUAGAGAGCGGAGAACAUCCGAUCAAGUGCGCUCAAGGGACACAGAGGACUCCUAAGCUCAAAUGCGGAACCGAUGCGAAAUGGCAGACUCCCACUGGAGAUCCAGUCCCAGCUCACUACUGCCUCGCAAAAUGCCAGGAUAUUCCUAGUGUUCUUGGUGUUCAGGCUCCCGGCACCAUUACAGCUCCUUCAGGGGCAGCAGCUGCGGUCGUGAAUUGCGAAAGUAACAAGGUGGUGCGUGGGCUUCCCACAGGCGUCAUAGAACUUAAAUGCGUCCAAGUUGGUGCGGAAAGCUACUGGGAUCAAGACACCACUAAAAUUAGUUGCCAAGAUAAAUGUACAGCAACGGCACCAAGUGGACUCCCAGGAGUGGACUCCAAGGCAUUCGAAAACAAGGCAUUAGACGACGUGGUUGAUAAGUUCUGCGCUGCGGACAAAUUGCCAGUGGGCACAUACAAGUGCGAACCAUCUGGAUGGGUAGGAAAGGGAAUCACUGUGUCAGACCAACCCAAAUGUUUAGAUAAAUGCCAACUCCCAGACACAACGGCCAUCACCCACAUCCGUAACAACGACAAGCAGUACGAGAACCAGCCAGAAGGAACCGUAGCUAAUAUAAUCUGCGAGGACAAGUAUAGGGCAAAUGGACAAAUAAAGUGCACUUCUACGGCAUGGGCACCUGAUGGAGCCGAUGCAGGGUGCAAAGGUUGUGCCAUACCGACGUUUAAAGCUGGAGUCACGUCGGAUCCUGCGCUAACCUCCGAAGGCAAAAUUGAUGACGAGGUAAACGUUAAAUGUGACUCCGGCACUAUAAACAUCAAUAAGAUCAGGUGCGUCACCGGUCCUGAGCCAAAAUGGAAAGCAUUCGACAGCUCGGGUGCCAUGAAAGAAGUCGGGGAUCUUGUAUGUGCUGCAGGCCAAGCAGGCUGCGCCGCACUUCCAAGUGGGACAGUCCUUGAUCCAUCAGGAACACCAGCAACGAAUACCCCUGAUGGCACGAAGCAGAAAAUAAAGUGCUCCGAGGCGGACAAGACGCCGGCGUACGGUGAGAUCACGUGCACCGCCGGAGUUUGGAAAGGGGACGGCCAGGCAGGCCUAGUGGACGUCCAUGAUCCAGUAUGCAUCGAAGUGUGCAAAACGUUGCCGGAAGGAACAGAUGCUGAUGGUAAUGCAUUUAAUGGCCUACCCGUAGGGAAAGAGCAGGCAAUUAAAUGCAAGGAUAGCAACAAGCAAACUGCCUACAAUAAAAUCAAAUGUACCACUGGAGGCAUCUGGAAAGCGCCUGACGACAAGGAUCUCCCCAAUCAAAUAUGCAGCGCACCUGUCCCAGCACCACCUGUCCCAGCACCACCUGUCCCAGCACCACCUGUCCCACCACCACCUGUCCCACCACCACCUGUCCCACCACCACCUGUCCCACCACCACCUGUCCCACCACCACCUGUCCCACCACCACCUGUCCCAGCACCACCUGUCCCACCAGCACCGGGCCCACCAGCAAGCACUUGCGCCACCCUUCCAACGGGCACGAUACUGGACCCCGCGAAACCUGGACAGACAGGGACGAUGAUCCCUGUGAAUGAGGAAAGGAAAAUAAAGUGCAGCGACAACAAGAAGAAACCGAAGUACGAGGUGGUCAAGUGCACAAGUGCAGGAUGGAAAGGGAUUGCCGGUGGGGGCAUGGCGGAUCUCAGUGGAUCCAUAUGCGUCGACGUGUGCAAAAAGUUGCCGGAUACGACACAGGCCAACGACGAACUCGAGGGGAAGCAGCUGGAAAUUACAUGCACGAAUGGCAAGCAGCCUGCCUACACGAAAGUCAUAUGUACCACUGGAGGCACCUGGAAAGGGAUUGGCAAAACGGGGGCACAGGAGACUCUCUCCUCUCCAAUAUGCAGUGGUGACGCAGGACAAGAUCCUGGAGGCAGAGGCUGCCCGGAACCAGCACCAAUUGAGAACGGCCAGGUGGAGACAAAUACCACCAUCGCACGAUACACCUGCAGUUCGGACUACGACCUGGUUGGCGUCGCCGAAAGGCGAUGCCUAGAGGACGGGACCUGGAGCGACGACGAUCCUCGCUGUGUGGCGAAGAAGAAAGAUAGCGGCACUCCGGGACGAUCUCUGCACGGCGGCUGGGUUGCACUCGUCGCGGUCGUCCUGGUCAUUCACCGCGGCGUACCAUACGCUCACUGAAAUAAUAUCUCUAUACUAUACUAUAUCGUAUCUUAUAGUCUAUCUUAUACGGUAUCCCAACCGGUCGUGUAACAUCACGACUGCAAACGUUCCCAAUGAGAACCCAUCCACCCGGCAAUGGAAGCACGACGCUUCCGUGUGGGGUUCGCGGUGGUUUCCAUCGUGUUCCCCCAAAUCGAUUGCUAGUGAAAUAGGUUGAAAAGAACGCAUCACACGCAUCUGAUCACUACAGCCAGUAUCACGUACAGGGGUUCUCACCACCGACACUGUGCCGCUUUCCUAUGCUUUCCUAUGCUUUAUUUGCCGUUCAGCCUUUCCCUUGGACAGGUAUUCCAUCCUUGUGCUCAAUGAGAAGAUGGGGGACGGAUCUGCAAGAGAAGACACUGCCUGAAGGCAAAAUGAUAGAAAAUAAACUUGUCUUUAACCUUUA
Molecule: messenger RNA, 3163 nt
Organism: Ornithodoros turicata
Lineage: Eukaryota; Metazoa; Arthropoda; Arachnida; Ixodida; Argasidae
Exons: 16
Coding region: 211-2733 (840 amino acids)
Source: RefSeq, a predicted model, not a curated record